Messenger RNA from Tachysurus vachellii, 2989 nucleotides. RefSeq names its product translocation associated membrane protein 2 (gene tram2). The transcript has 11 exons. NCBI's taxonomy places the organism in Eukaryota, Metazoa, Chordata, Actinopteri, Siluriformes, Bagridae. Gene Ontology annotation, cellular component: endoplasmic reticulum membrane. Gene Ontology annotation, biological process: SRP-dependent cotranslational protein targeting to membrane, translocation; protein insertion into ER membrane. Bases 113 to 1222 code for a protein of 369 amino acids. The record is from RefSeq and is a predicted model, not a curated record.
UCUCCUCUUCGUUGCCGGAGCAGAAAAACAAGGAUCCAAGAAAGAAAGAAAGAAAGAAAGAAAGAUAGAAAGGGAAAAAGAAAGAAAAAGAGAAACUGGGAAUUAGUUAGAAAUGGCUUUUCGGAGAAGAAACAAGAGCUACCCUUUCUUUAGUCAGGAGUUUUUAAUUCAGAACCACGCAGACAUUGUGUUUAGUUUAGUCAUCUUUAUUUUAAUUGGCCUGAUGUUUGAGGCAACAGCAAAAACAGCCAUUCUCUUUAUUCAGCCACAGUACAACAUCAGCACACUGACUGCAGAUGGAGAGCUGACUCUGUACCAUUACGGAUGGAAAGACUGUGCCACCAUCCUCUUCUAUGUCUUCAUCACCAUCAUCCUCCACGCUGUGGUUCAGGAGUACAUCCUGGAUAAAGUAAACAGGCGUCUGCACCUUUCAAAGAGCAAGAACACUAAGUUUAACGAGUCUGGACAGCUGUGUGUGUUCUACCUCGUCUCCAGUUUGUGGAGUCUAUAUGUUCUCGCUACUGAAGGUUACAUUCUGCACCCGAGCAGCCUUUGGGAGAACUACCCUCACGUCCACCUGAGGUUCCAGGUGAAGUUUUUCUAUCUGACCCAGUUGGCGUAUUGGCUCCACGCUGUGCCCGAGCUCUACUUCCAGAAAGUGCGCAAGGAAGAGAUCCCUCGUCAGCUGCAGUAUAUCUGCCUGUACCUGUCUCACAUCUUGGCAGCGUACCUGUUAAAUCUAACACGUGUAGGACUAGUGUUACUCUUCCUGCAGUACGUCUCUGAGACCGGUUUCCAUCUCUCCAGACUCAUCUACUUUAUCGACGAGACUCACCAUAAAAUGUUUGAUUUGUGGUCAGUGGGCUUUGUUUUGACACGUAUGGUGUCUUUGACCCUGAUGUUCUUGUCUGUGGGUUUUGGUUUGGCGCGAUCAGAGAACCAGACACUUGACUGGGAGGCUGGAAACUUCAACACCCUCGGUGUAAGGCUCUUGGUGUUGUUCCUGGUCUGUUCUACACAAUCUUGGCUGCUGUGGAAGUUUUUCUGUUUCCAGCUGAGGCGAACCCGUGAGUUCAGACUGGAACAGGCGAGAAAGAGAGCAGCAGCUAAACAACAGACUUCACGCACAGUCAAACGUGACACAGCUGGUCACCAUGAAAACGGCGCGCUCAAGCUGGAGAACGGAACAUCACCUCGGCUGAAGAAGCUCAAAGCCCCUUAACCUCGCCCUUAUUUUUAUAACCCUGCCCCAUUUUUGUAAGGGACAGGAACAGGAAAUAAAUGGCCAGUUUCCUGUUCUGAUCAACAACAGACUGAGGGUGCUACAACAUUCCAUAGAAGACGUGCCAUCCAAAAGUGUUGGCCCUGUCGAGGGGAAAUAAUCCCCCAUGUUCCCUUUUUUUUUUUUUUUUCCUUUUUCUUUUCUUUUGUACAUCAAUAUCAGUAUUUGUUCAUUUCUUUUCAAAUAAGCAUUAUUGCUAUUUCUCUUUCUUCUGCCACUUCACACCAAUCCGCAGCUUCUUUACGUCUGUCGUUCAAAAGCCAUGUUUUCUUUUUUUUAUGCUUUCUGAAUCAGUACUGUAUCAGCCAGCCCUGGGGAUCGUGAGAAAACAGGCCUGCUUUGGCCUGCGAAGGACAUCCAGAGUGCAGGUCACACACCACAUGGGAUGUUGUUGUUGUUGUUUUUGUUUUUUGAAGGGAGAGGAGGGGGAGGGGGUCUUGCGUGUCGUGGCUUUUUCUCAAUCACAGUUAGGAAGUUAGAAAGUCGCUAGUCUUUAAAUUGUUCAUGAAACCGAUCUGGCGAAGAGAAUUAUGGGAUACGUACACAGAUGAGCAACGCUGCCUCUUAAAUAUGGACGAACUAAGAAGCUUCCCGAUUGACCUUCGGAUAAAACCAAGCGAUGUGACGUUUUACUCAGGAACGCAGAGUAAAACACCACAGCACAGAAACGCUUUCCACCAAAAUCCAUUUAAAAGCCAGUUCUGUCAUUGAAUUAAUAAAUGAACAGCCAAAAAAAAUGAAUUUAGUCACCGUGACAACACCUUAAGUGUAAUUAAUUAAGCUCACCUUAAUCGAUUUACACUUCUGGUCUUAAAACAGAUCCUGAACGUUAACAUUAUAAAACACACUAAUUGUAAAAAUUAUGUGUAACAAUUAUUAUAUAAUUAAUUAAUUUUAAUUAAUAUAUAAUAAUAUAUCAACAGUCGGAACAUCUACACACUUACAACGAAGAGAUUUGAAAACCAAAAAAUGUCGGGUGAUUAUUUUUCUAGACCACCACAAGGGGUGCUGUGCUGUGCUGUUGUAGGAAAACAACCAGCAGCAGGUGAUUAUUACAAUCACCUGUAACAUCACAUCCCUGAGUUCUUUAUUUAUUUAUUACAGAACAGUUUGUCAUACAGUUAUUUUGUACUGAAUGUUGUGGAACUUCCAUAAACUGCGUUAGUUCCUGUUUACUCUGCAGUUCCGGUUCACCAGGUUCCCUUUUGUUUUCACUCAAAGAUAAAAAAGACAAAAAAAAAAAUGUAGCUAAUGAUGUUUCUGAGACGCGUAAAUCUCAUAACAGACUUCCUGAAAGCUUCUACAAAGCUUUGACACUGGAGACUCCUUCCUUAAGUGUUCAAUAACUGUAAAUGUUUAUGUGUAGCAUUUGUCAUACGCUGCUACUGCGCUACUGCUUUACACCUUCUGACCAAUCAGAAUUCAGCAGCGCAGUGAUGUCAUCAGGUGGUAAUUCGGCUCUUCGGUUCGAUGCCAAUGCAGGCUGGUGUGUGUCGGUGGAAAAGGGAACUCACUUCUUCAGUCAUAUAAAGUGUUAAAGUGUAAGAUUUGUGGCACGCAAGCAGACGACGUCCACAUCCACCCCUCCGUUCAGACGCCCUACUGUUGUGACAUCUUUAAUAAGGAGCUGAGAGGGAGAACAAUAUUGUGAAUAAUGUGUUUCUUUGGUGCAUGUGAUCUGGAUGAAUAAAUGCGUUCUUAUUUAAA